AUAAACAUAACGACUAAAUGGAUUAGGCAGUGGUUGAAUUUAAUAUUAACCUAUAAAAAUGAAGUUCUUUUCGUGCCUUCUCUUGGUUGCAUUGUUUUGCUUAGCAUUUUCAAAGCCUCAAGACAAAUACACUACCAAGUAUGAUAAUAUCGAUUUAGAUGAAAUUUUAAAAAGUGACCGACUUUUAAGAAAUUAUAUUAAUUGUUUAAUGGAAACAGGAAAAUGUACUCCUGAUGGAUUAGAACUUAAAAAAGUCUUGCCUGGUGCUCUUCAAAACGACUGUGAAAAAUGCAGCGACAAACAAAAAGAAGGUGCCAAAAAAGUCCUAAAGUACUUGGUCAAAAAUAAAAGAGAGUGGUUUGAUGAAGUUAGUAGCAAAUAUGAUACAGAUGGUUUAUAUAAGAAAAGAUACCAAGAGGAAUAUGCACAUGAAGGAAUUGUAUUUUAAAUUAAAGAUGAUUUUAUAUGAUCUGACAAAUUUAGUUUUGUAAACACCAAAGGAUAUACGUAAUAUAAUAAAAAUAUAUAGAGCUUUAUUAUUAUUUUUAAUUAAACAUACGGUAAAUUGAUUAGCUAAAAAAUUAAUACUUUAAUAAUAGUGUUUGUUUUAUGCUAAAAAAGUUAAUAAUUUAUUAUUUUUAGUUUU
This is a messenger RNA of Brassicogethes aeneus, 646 nucleotides long. Lineage: Eukaryota; Metazoa; Arthropoda; Insecta; Coleoptera; Nitidulidae. The record is from the annotation of a GenBank genome assembly.